UUAUUUCAAGCUCUUUGAUUUGUUCAUCCGCGAGGAAGUCCAAAUGGCCAGGGACGUUGCCGUGAAAUCUCUGUGGAGGAGAUGCCCAAGCCUUCGAUUCGCUUAUCCUAUGAGAAGGGGAACCCUUCGCCAUUGCUCAUCAUCAGCUUCAUCCAUUGACCUUCAAAGCAAUGGUGGGAACCGACGGGAGGAGCCCUAUGUACCGGUCUUGAUCGUUGGGGCUGGACCUGUUGGCCUCGUUCUCUCCAUUCUUCUCACCAAAUUAGGGGUCAAAUGUGGGGUGAUAGAAAAGAAUAUGGUUUUCUCUCAGCAUCCACAAGCACACUUCAUUAACAACCGAACUAUGGAGCUUUUCUACAGAAUGGAUGGUCUAGCAGAGGAAAUAGAAAGGUUGCAACCACCUGUUGAUUUAUGGAGGAAGUUCAUAUAUUGCACUUCUCUUUCUGGUUCCAUUCUUGGUUCAGUGGAUCACAUGCAGCCUCAAGACUUUGAAAAGAUUAUCAGCCCUACUUCUGUUGCACACUUCUCUCAGUACAAGCUGGUUAGAUUGCUCCUUAAGAAGCUAGAAACUCUUGGAUUUUAUAUUUGUGCCCCAAAUGAUUUUGAAAGUUUAAAUCACAAAAUAAUAUGCGAAAGGAAGAUUUUGAUGGGCCAUGAAUGUCAUUCAGUCAAUUUUACAGACAAGGGUGUCACUGUGGGAGUUUCUUUUCUUGAGGGAGGGAAAAUUGUAGAUAGAGAUAUCCACUGUGACAUCCUUGUGGGUUCAGAUGGUGCCAGAAGCACUGUGAGGAACCUAGUGGGCAUAGAUAUGAAAGGUGAAAGAGAUUUGCAAAAGCUUGUUAGCGUCCAUUUCUUGAGCAGAGAUCUUGGACAGUACCUUCUUCAUGAACGGCCUGGAAUGUUGUUUUUCAUAUUUAAUCCGAAGGCCAUUGGUGUUCUUGUUGCUCAUGAUCUCUAUGAAGGGGAAUUUGUGCUACAGAUACCAUACUAUCCUCCUCAGCAGAUGUUUGAGGAUUUUGAUUUCAAGGUAUGUGAGCAAAUAAUUUCUAAUUUGGUUGGAUGGAAUCUAGCAGAUGUUCAAAUUCUAGAUGCAAAACCAUGGGCAAUGCAUGCGGAAGUUGCUGAAAAUUUUGUUUCAUUUGACAACCGAGUUAUACUAGUUGGUGAUGCUGCUCAUCGGUUCCCUCCUGCUGGUGGUUUUGGAAUGAAUACCGGCAUUCAGGAUGCCCAUAAUCUAGCAUGGAAAAUAAGCUCUCUAUUAAAUGGUAUUGCUCCAUGGUCAAUUCUUCAGACUUACGAAACGGAGCGUAGGCCUAUAGCCAUUUUUAACACAGAAUUGAGUGUUCAGAACUUUAAAGCAGCUAUGGCAGUCCCGGCUGCACUUGGCCUUGAUCCAACUAUUGCAAACUCAGUGCAUCAAGUAAUGAAUAGCAGCAUCGGUUCCGUUCUACCUUCCAAAUUGCAGAAGGUUGCUUUGGAGGGCAUUUUUUCAAUUGGUCGUGCCCAACUCUCUGAAUUCUUGCUGAAUGAAAAAAAUCCCCUUGGAUCUUUUAGACUAGCAAAACUGAGGAGAAUAUUCCAGGAAGGAAAGAGCCUCCAGCUUCAAUUUCCUGCUGAGGAUCUUGGUUUCAGAUACUAUGAAGGAGCUCUUGUGGCUAAUGCGGGGCAUGUCCCACCUCAAGGUACCGUAGAAUCUGAUGGUAAUUCUAACAGACAGUUGAGGAAAUAUGUCCCCUCUGCAAAAACAGGUUCACGCUUGCCACAUAUGCAACUGCAUGCGUUGAAAUCUUCAAAUGAGGAUUGCUUUUCUACAUUGGACCUAAUCUCUGGAGAUAAAUUCGAAUUUGUUCUUGUUAUAGCGCCAAUAAAACAGUCAUAUGACCUUGCACGGAUUGCUUUAAAGGUGGCAUCAGAAUUCAAAGUACCCCUCAAGGUUUGUGUGAUCUGGCCACAAGGUUCUGCUUCUGAGAAGGCAAAUGGCAGCGACAAGGAGUUGGAGCCGUGGAGUAAUUAUAUAGAUGUUGAAGAAGUUCGCAGAUCACCUUCAGUGUCAUGGUGGGAUAUGUGUCAGAUGACAAGCAAAGGGGUCAUCUUGGUGCGACCGGAUGAUCACGUUGCAUGGACUGCCGAAUCAGAUGCUGUUAAGGACCCUUUACUGGAAAUGGAAAGAGUAUUUACUAUAAUAUUGAAGAGGGAGUAGAACUUGCAUGUAAAUCAUCGGUUUAUAUAUACUUGGCUCUUUGCCUUGUCAUUGGAAGGUCUACAUAAACAUCUGAUCAGAACCACCUUGGAAAAUAUGGUUGGUUGCCGGUAUAAUGUCGGAACAUCACCGGUUUUUAUUGUACAUGUGCUCUCGGAAGAGAGGCUUCAACAACUACAGGUUUUUUUCUGUGUUUAUUUCUUGCCAUUGUUUCACCAAUUGUAUCCCAAUAAUAUCUCUAUUUAUUCUCAAGAGAUCUUCUGUAUUUUAGAUUGUGUUAAAAGCAUUGCUAAAAUCGUGAUAUGCUCUGACAACGUUUUAGAUGAAUGAUGUUCAGAUUA
Molecule: messenger RNA, 2541 nt
Organism: Dioscorea cayenensis subsp. rotundata (Guinea yam)
Lineage: Eukaryota; Viridiplantae; Streptophyta; Magnoliopsida; Dioscoreales; Dioscoreaceae
Product: 2,4-dichlorophenol 6-monooxygenase
Exons: 11
Coding region: 44-2200 (718 amino acids)
Molecular function (GO): FAD binding
Source: RefSeq, a predicted model, not a curated record